UUCUUAUCGGAGAUUUCUCUCUUCUUCGUUGAGAUUUCACUUUCUCUCUCUCUUGAGCGAUCUUAUCGAAGAUUUUCUGAUCAAGUUUGCAAACGAUGCCGAAUUCUCGAAGGAGGACACUUUUGAAAGUCAUAAUUUUGGGUGAUAGCGGAGUUGGGAAGACGUCUUUGAUGAAUCAAUAUGUCAAUAAGAAGUUCAGCCAUCAGUAUAAAGCAACAAUUGGAGCUGAUUUCUUGACAAAGGAGGUGCAAUUCGAGGACAAGCUUUUUACUCUGCAGAUCUGGGACACAGCAGGCCAGGAAAGAUUUCAAAGCCUUGGUGUUGCAUUUUACCGUGGAGCUGAUUGUUGCGUUCUUGUUUAUGAUGUCAAUGUAAUGAAGUCAUUUGACAAUCUUAACAAUUGGAGAGAAGAGUUCCUUAUUCAGGCAAGCCCUUCUGAUCCCGAAAACUUCCCAUUCAUUGUUAUAGGGAACAAAAUAGACGUGGAUGGUGGAAACAAUAGAGUGGUUUCAGAGAAAAAAGCUAAAGCUUGGUGUGCCUCAAAAGGGAAUAUCCCAUACUUCGAAACAUCGGCCAAAGAGGGAAUCAAUGUGGAAGAAGCUUUCCUGGUAAUAGCAAGGGAUGCUCUUAAGAGUGGAGAAGAGGAAGAAAUAUAUAUGCCCGAUACCAUUGAUGUUGGAAGCAGCAGUCAGCAAAGGUCGUCCAGUGGGUGCGAUUGCUGAAGGUAGGUAUGUAUUUAUGUUCAUAAGAUGUGCAAAUAUGGAAUAUAUUAGCAUAUUAUUUAUCAGGGUGUACAAUAACAUAUGUGAAGUGAUAACUUGACUUUGUGAUGUUGAUAAAUCUUGCGAUAUUGUCCUUUGACAA
Messenger RNA from Impatiens glandulifera, 864 nucleotides. RefSeq names its product ras-related protein Rab7-like. The transcript has 7 exons. The coding region runs from base 96 to 722 and encodes 208 amino acids. Gene Ontology annotation, cellular component: vacuolar membrane. Gene Ontology annotation, molecular function: GTPase activity; GTP binding. Lineage: Eukaryota; Viridiplantae; Streptophyta; Magnoliopsida; Ericales; Balsaminaceae. The record is from RefSeq and is a predicted model, not a curated record.